AUGCCGAAAUUUUGCUGGAGGAAACCCGCCAGAACACGCGAUGACGUUACGACGAUGACCUUGUGCGAGUCUUCCGAGGAGAAGGCGUCUCCAACAAAGUUAACAGCUUACCGAAAGGCGAUCGACAACUUGGACAACGACCGGAAAUGGCAGACCGACACGGCCGUGGGAAAGAGGAUCGGCCUGUACAAGCUCAGCGGAGAGUUGGGCAAAGGGAAUUUUUCGCAAGUGAAAACUGGAUACCACGAGUUGACCAAAGAACGAGUUGCAAUCAAAAUAUUAGACAAGACAAAAUUGACGGCGAAAGCGAAGAAAAUGCUGUCCCGGGAGAUAUCCGUAAUGGAAUCGAUACAUCACCAAAACGUUAUUCGAUUGUUCGAAGUGAUCGAGACGUACACGAAAUACUAUUUGAUAAUGGAGCACGCGGCGGCCGGAGAACUGUUCAAGAGGUUGAUAUCCGAGGGCAGAAUGCACGAGUCGGAGGCGAAAAACAUUUUCUCUCAGAUCGUGUUGGCCGUCAAACACCUGCACGACCGCAACAUCGUUCACAGAGACAUCAAAGCGGAGAACGUGUUCUUGAGCUCCAGAGGCGUCGCCAAAUUAGGAGACUUCGGCUUUAGCAUCACAGUCUCGAACGCCGAAAAGUUGGAGACGUUCUGCGGGUCCCCACCGUACGCCGCGCCCGAACUGUUCCUGGACGAGCGUUACGUCGGCCGCCCCGUGGACGUGUGGUCGUUGGGAGUGCUGCUGUUCUUCAUGACCACCGCCACGAUGCCUUUCCUCGGCGACAACAUGGCCGGGCUCAGAAGGUCAAUACUGGCAGGUCGCGUGGAAGCGCCGGCGUCUAUGUCCCAGCUGUUAAAGUCACUCAUAGAGUCCAUGCUCAACACGUCGCCCGAACACCGGUUCAACAUCGAUCAGGUGCUCAAGUCCGACUGGCUGCGGGAGGCAUCCGCGUACCAGAUAAGGUUCAACAACAACUCGGUAUACGGUCAGUGGUGCGCUUACCCGACGGCGGCCGGCUCCGAGUUCACCGACACCGAGACGAAUGCCAGGCGGGCGCUGGAAGUGCUCGGCAUAACCGAUGUCAUGCUCGACGAACACGGUUCCCGGGGGUCGAGGAGCAACGUGGUGGCCACUUACCGGAUAGUGGUCAACAGGCUGUUGCAGCAGCGCAGGCUCAUGGGGCAGCAGAACCACAUGCCGCACCAGAACUCGACCGCGCAGCAUCCGCAGACCGCUUCCGGCCGGAAACCCACCAAGACCAAGUCCCGGUUGUGCGCCAUAACGUGA
This is a messenger RNA of Macrosiphum euphorbiae (potato aphid), 1293 nucleotides long. The record is from the annotation of a GenBank genome assembly. Lineage: Eukaryota; Metazoa; Arthropoda; Insecta; Hemiptera; Aphididae.